AUGCAAAUCUCCAUCUUCACCAUCGCCACUCUCAUCUUGGCUCCUCUCGCAGCCAUGGCCGCUCCAGCUGCUGAGGCAGCCCCAAAUCCAGCUGCUCUCCCUGACUCCGAACUCCACACCCUCAUCAAGCGUGGUGCAUGCUCUACCAAUGCCAACUGCAGCAAUGGACAGAAGUGCAAUUGCCAAUACUGCUUCGGUGGCCCAAUCCAGUGCUACAAGAUCUGCUGUUAG
This is a messenger RNA of Orbilia oligospora ATCC 24927, 231 nucleotides long. RefSeq lists its product as uncharacterized. The transcript is spliced from 2 exons. Lineage: Eukaryota; Fungi; Ascomycota; Orbiliomycetes; Orbiliales; Orbiliaceae. The coding region runs from base 1 to 231 and encodes 76 amino acids. The record is from RefSeq and is a predicted model, not a curated record.